This is a messenger RNA of Arachis stenosperma, 681 nucleotides long. RefSeq lists its product as uncharacterized. The transcript is spliced from 3 exons. Lineage: Eukaryota; Viridiplantae; Streptophyta; Magnoliopsida; Fabales; Fabaceae. Bases 1 to 681 code for a protein of 226 amino acids. The record is from RefSeq and is a predicted model, not a curated record.
AUGAACAUUAAUUUGGAGAAGAAGAUGAAAGAAGCGAUCGGAGUGGUGGACAAUGUGGCCAUGAAAAUAAUAGGGCAGUGGAGGAGGGAGAUGGUGACGACAUUGACGGGUCUUAACAAAUCGAACUUGCUAUCUAGGUUCAUUGGAUCCAUCAAAGACGAUAAGUACUUGAGAGAUAUAGUCAUUAGUUUCAUGAGCCGGGGGGAGGGGAAAAGACGCGAGGUGGGGGUGGGGGGAAAGGGAGACGGGGAGGGGGAGGGGAGGGGGAAGGGGACGGCGGCGGCGAAGCUUGGAGCCGCCGUCGCCAUCGUCGUGGCCGUCGCCGUUGGGGAUUGCGAGGGAGAGAGGAAACGCGAGCCACUACCGUCGCCUUGCCGCCUCGCCGCCUCGCAACCUCGCCACCUCGCCGCCUCAUCUGCAUCGCUUUCUGCUUCGCCGCCUCAUCUUGCUUCUGCUUUCUUGCUUUCUGUUUUCUUUGGUGGUGUUGGAGUUGGUGGUGGUGGUGGUGGUGGUGGUGGUGGUGGUGUUGGUAUUGGUAUUGGUGCUGGUUGUGGUGGUGGUGGUGUUGGUGUUGGUAUUGGUAUUGGUGCUGGUUGUGGUGGUGGUGUUAGUGUUGGUGGUGGUGGUGGUGGUGGAGGAGAAAGUAAUUGUGUUAGUAGUGGUGAGGAUAUUUUUGUCUAA